Molecule: messenger RNA, 3302 nt
Organism: Nothobranchius furzeri (turquoise killifish)
Lineage: Eukaryota; Metazoa; Chordata; Actinopteri; Cyprinodontiformes; Nothobranchiidae
Gene: casp7
Product: caspase 7, apoptosis-related cysteine peptidase
Biological process (GO): apoptotic process; execution phase of apoptosis; proteolysis
Cellular component (GO): cytoplasm
Source: RefSeq, a predicted model, not a curated record
AGCUGUUCUGGAUCACAUGGUUAGUAGGAAAAUGGCUGGACUGCCUGUUGGUGGACGUGCUGUAUUGUUUCUGUGCUUGAGUAACCUGAUGACUUGGCUCUUCUGGAACAAGCCUGGAUCUUCUGCGCUGCCACUGGGUCACUGCUGGUUCAGUCAUCUGGAUGGGUCUUGUAAAAAAUUAAAGUACAACUUGUCUGUGAGAACCACUGUUAGUGGAGGAUUCUCUCUUCCUACGCCCACUUUGAUGUUGUGAGGACUUUUAUUUUGAAUCUUCAGAAGAAAUGGCCGACAGUUGAUUAGUACUACCAAAUUUGGCCUUGCCAUUAAUGCCUGAUUUGAAAACUAAAGGGCAAAAGGAUGGCCAGAUGCAGGAGCAGGAUAGAUCUUCUGGAAGCCAUUACAGAAUCAUUUCACCAACAUUCAAGUAUACGAUGAGCCACCGGCGUGUGGGGAAGUGCAUCAUCAUCAACAACAAAAACUUUGAUGAAAAUACAGGGAUGAACGUUCGUAACGGCACUGACCGAGAUGCAGGCGAGCUGUUCAAGUGCUUCAAGAACCUGGGCUUUGAAGUUUCUAUCUUUAAUGAUCAGACAUGUGAGAAGAUGGAGUGUCUUCUCAAAAAAGCUUCAGAGGAAGACCACAGCGACAGUUCGUGUUUUGCCUGCAUACUGCUGAGCCAUGGUGAGGAGGGCAUGAUCUAUGGCACAGAUGGCGCCAUGCCCAUCAAGGCCAUGACCUCGCUGUUCAGAGGAGACAUGUGCAAAAGCUUAGUUGGGAAGCCCAAACUCUUCUUCAUCCAGGCUUGUCGGGGUUCUGAAUUCGAUAAUGGAAUUCAGACCGAUUCAGGUCCACCAAAUGACACGCUGGAGACCGAUGCUAAUCCAAGUCAUAAGAUCCCUGUAGAGGCGGACUUCCUGUAUGCGUAUUCCACCGUGCCAGGGUAUUACUCCUGGAGGAACCCUGGGCGUGGUUCCUGGUUUGUCCAGGCGCUCUGCUCUGUCCUCAACGAGUUUGGCAAGAAGCUGGAGCUGAUGCAGAUCCUAACUCGGGUUAACUACAUGGUGGCCACCAGCUUUGAGUCCUGGUCUGAAGACCCACGCUUCACUGAGAAGAAGCAGAUUCCCUGUGUGGUCUCUAUGCUGACAAAAGAGCUAUAUUUUAACUAGCAUCCUACCUGUACUGUAUGAAACUGUUGGACCAGACUGACUGUUUCAGGCACUUAACUCAAAGCAUUCAGGGAUGAUCUAGGCCGAAGCACUCUUUAUACAUAAAGCACACGAUGUUAUAGCUGGGCCUGAAAAACAGAUCUAGAGUACCACAGCUCGCUGCAUUCACAUGCGAAUCGUUAAACCUCUUCUUAAGGGUAAAAAGGCUUCAUCUCUGUCCUCAGGACUUGUGAAAUAUAUACGUUAAUCAGCCAGACCCAUAACACUUGGAGAAUCAUACCUGUGUAUCUGUUCUCUACUUUCCAGCACUUGCAAAAUAUCUCGUUAUCUAUUAAAAAGAUUACCAAUAGUUUUGUUCAGGCUUCACUGCUUCCAACUGUCUUCUCCUCAAAUUAAACAAAAACAUAUCUUUAGUCGGUGAAUCUAAGUAUUUUACACCAUAUGUUUUAAACAAGAUCAGCUCUCUCUCAUUCUCUAAAUCCAAAUAAUGCACAUUUAGCUGAAGUUUUUAGCACAGUGAGUUUUGCGCAUCAGACAGAACACCAGCAACAGAUAGAGAUUACAUUCAGUGUCACUUUUAUUUCAAACUGAUGCUCUCGUUUAAGCAAACCCCGUCACCACUCACUUCACCAAUAGGCACCGAAAACAACACAACAUGAGAAGGAAUUGCUUGAGAAGCAGUUUAUCUCACUUGUUUGAUUUGUUGUCCAAAAUAAAUUCAAUUCACUGUUUCUCUUUUUGGACAAAAGAUAUCAGACGAGUGCAACGAAGAGCAGACCCAAAAAUAAACUAACCUAAAAUAAACACCAGUUCAAAGAGUAGGAGUGGGAACUGCUAGUCUCUACAUAUGAUGAGAUGAAUUUCACCAGUGUAUGACGAUGACUAUGGGGCUAACUUUUUGACUUUAACUUUGAUUGGUUACCUAAGGUGGCGCUAAUCAAUGAUCUCUGACUGAUUUAAAGUCUCCGUUGCUGGAUCAAACCCAAAACAAUUACAUUUGGUGAAAUUAUGCACGUAUUUUUGAACCAGGGUCCGACAAAAUGGCUUGAAAUAUGUAAUUUAGUCUACUUGACAUUCCUUUAUUAGUACAGUGUCUAAAUUUAGAACACUUGAAGAAUAUCCAAAUGGUGGCGUGACUUGUGGAAACAUCAGAGUAUAAAGCUGAGCUGGAGCGUAAAGCACAAAUGCUGCAUCAUUUGACUGUAUAUUAUUGUUGUUCACCGUCUUCACUCACACUCUACUGUAGCUAAAUGGAGACUAACAGUGUCUUGGUAUUUAUAACUUUACAAAUGUAGUUUGCUUUACAAGACAAAACUGCUGGAGGAAAAAAGUCCCAUUCUUUUUAGCACUUGGUGCACUUUUGCAAGUUUUUGAAUGAAUUAUAGAAUAUUUGAAUAAUUUAUUUUAUAAUGGAGUUUUAUGAGACAAUCUAAAGAAAAGAUGUUUUAUUCCACAUACAAGACAAUUUUUUUUUACUGCAAAUGAUAGAAAGUUUGUUUUAGCAGAAAACCUGUUAUUGUCUCAGUCUGUCAACCACAGAGGCAGCUAUUACUGACAGUAACAAGUCUGAACACACUCCACAUGUCCACGGUGUGCACUCCCACUCUUCCUGCUGUUAUUUUUUAGUCACAUGACUUCAUUCACUUGAAGAGAGGGGAGCCUGCCAAUAUUAUAAUGCUUUUCUGUUUUAAUGCUUUCUGUUAUUCAUCAGCCAUGUUUAUUUUUUGAACAUUUACCUGACAAGUGCCACGUGUGUGAUCAGUUCUGGCAGUCCCUGUUCUUGACCGGAGUCUCCACAUGUCUUGAACCUUCUGGACUCGUGAAUCUCUGAUCAGUGAACUGAUGCCGGAGCUGCACUAAAAAUGUUUGCUCCACUUGAUUUGGAAUGAAAUUAAAGAAGGAAAAAAAGGAGAUUUUUGUUUUUAUGGAAGCAGAAACUUUCAGAUGGGUUCUCGUGUUAAAAACUGUUGUCCUCAGGAAUAUAUUUGAAAACCUAAAGAAAAGUGAAUGAAUGAACUUUGUAGAAAGUGUAAUCUGACCUGAUUUGUAAAAUUUGGGGCAAUUUGUUGUUAGACUUUAAAACAGACAAAUGCUUUUGUAAACAACUUGUAUUAAACAUGAUGCAUUUAAUGUGAA